Messenger RNA from Herpailurus yagouaroundi (jaguarundi), 1411 nucleotides. RefSeq names its product BUD23 rRNA methyltransferase and ribosome maturation factor (gene BUD23). The transcript has 12 exons. Gene Ontology annotation, molecular function: rRNA (guanine) methyltransferase activity. Gene Ontology annotation, biological process: rRNA (guanine-N7)-methylation. Lineage: Eukaryota; Metazoa; Chordata; Mammalia; Carnivora; Felidae. The record is from RefSeq and is a predicted model, not a curated record. Gene Ontology annotation, cellular component: nucleolus. Bases 75 to 872 code for a protein of 265 amino acids.
GCGGGAGCGGGGCCGAAGACAUAAAAGGCGGGUUCCCGGAACACUAGAGUGAGUCUCGCGGCUGAGGCGUGAGGAUGGCGUUUCGUGGGAAGAGACCGGAGCACGGCGGGCCCCCGGAGCUGUUUUAUGACAAGAAUGAAGCCCGGAAAUACGUGCGCAACUCACGGAUGAUUGAUGUCCAGACCAAGAUGGCUGGGCGCGCAUUGGAGCUCCUUUGUCUGCCCGAGGGUCAGCCCUGUUACCUGUUGGAUAUUGGAUGUGGUUCUGGGCUGAGUGGAGAUUAUCUCUCGGAUGAGGGGCACUAUUGGGUGGGCAUCGACAUCAGCCCUGCCAUGCUGGAUGCGGCCUUGGACCGAGACACUGAGGGAGACUUGCUUCUGGGGGACAUGGGCCAGGGCAUUCCCUUCAAACCAGGCACCUUUGAUGGUUGUAUCAGCAUUUCUGCUGUCCAGUGGCUCUGUAAUGCAAAUAAGAAGUCUGACAUCCCUGCCAAGCGCCUAUACUGCUUUUUUUCUUCUCUUUACUCUGUGCUGGUCCGUGGAGCCCGGGCUGUCCUGCAGCUGUAUCCUGAGAACUCUGAGCAGUUGGAGCUGAUCACGAUCCAGGCCACCAAGGCUGGCUUCACUGGUGGCGUGGUGGUGGAUUUCCCCAACAGCGCCAAGGCAAAGAAGUUCUACCUCUGUUUGUUUUCUGGGCCUUCGACCUUUCUGCCAAAGGCCCUGACCGAAACUACUGAUGAAGAGGAGGCCACGGAGUCUGCGUUCACGAGUGAGAGGACAUCCAUGGGUCCGGCGCUCAGGUGCUCAGGAAAUGGUUGUUACUCAAAUGGCGAGCGGCCCUCCGUGGCAGGAAUUAUGGUGGAAAUCGUUUGAGCCCAGCUGCCAGCCAGGGCUGGAGGCCAACAUCAGUGCUUGAGGAUCCUUGUCGCGGCUGCCGUGAGCUGACAGCCUUGUUUUCCUGCCUCAGACAUCUGUCGUUGCUGGGAACCCCCACUUGGUCUAUGCCAGGCACGCCGACCCCGCAGCCGGACUAGGGUCCGAAGUCGGCAGCACUGGGCAUCGGGCCUCUGGCUGUCCUUGGCAGUGCCAGGCUCUCAAGGGCUGACCCCGGCCCAUGUUGCCCUAAAAGUAGCUCGGCCCCCUGCCUGCCUGACAGGCAGCACCUAACAAGGGAACACACCUAAACAGGUGGUCACUGCCACAAAGAUGCCCGUGAGGGAGUGGGGCCUCUCACCUCCCGCUCUUCUACCAGACAACUGCUUUGGCCCCAGGGGAUCUCACUGGGGGAGGAGAGGUGUCCAGAAGCAGGGACUUCUGUGGCAGGGGCAUCGGAGGCCGCCUGCCUCGGGGAGGACCACUAUUUUUUCCUGCGUGGACUAGCUUGAGUGCCACGUGGGUUCCACCCGUUUCCC